Molecule: messenger RNA, 1665 nt
Organism: Zerene cesonia (dogface butterfly)
Lineage: Eukaryota; Metazoa; Arthropoda; Insecta; Lepidoptera; Pieridae
Product: nicotinamide riboside kinase 2
Exons: 7
Coding region: 876-1616 (246 amino acids)
Cellular component (GO): cytoplasm
Source: RefSeq, a predicted model, not a curated record
UCAAACGUGUUAUUUUGUUAAUGUUUGACACUUGUCAUUUCAAUUCGCUGCUGUGUUUUAUAGGUUAUGAGUAUUGAAAAAUUAUUGUAAAUGUUCUUCAUUGGUUUGUUUUAUGAAAAUGUCCUCAGCAUUAGUAAGAGAAGCUUUAGCAUUUGUUGAUCCAGAAGAGAACGAAAAGAAUAAAAACAAACGCUCGCGGAAGCGCUCCAGUCCAGGUCAAGGUAAAGUCCAUCCAUAUAAUAACAAAAACAAGAAUAAGAAGGGCAAAGAGAAGAAAUCACAGGAAGAGAUAGUAGAGAGUAAUAUCCAGAAGCUACUUGCUCUAUCUGCUCCAGUGGCUAAUACGGAAAUAGCUAGUAAAAUUGUAGAAAGAGCUGUAAAAGGAAAACCAUUGCUUGAGAAAAUUGAGAAGAAAGUAGAGGAAGAGAAGUCUAUUUUAUUCCCCGAAGAGAGCUUCAAAAACUUUGAGAAAACCUACUUCUGUAGUUAAUGCACUUUCUAAUUUUAAUUAUUUGAGAAGCAAUAAGUUUAUCUGGAGGAUAUAGAAAAGUCACAACUUCAAGAGUUAAUAACAAUUGAUAUAUUUUUGAGGGUUAUAAAAGAACAAAUUAUGCAUUUAUGGACUUGCCAGAUGCUUUGUUGGGGAAAGUGUGUUUGAUAUUGACUUUUAUUGUCUUUACAAUAUUUGUCUUUUGGGUCAACUCCUACCCUUUUAUUGACGAAGAACUAACAAUCUACAAAUAUAUACCAAAUCCACAGUGGGCAUUACUAUUUUGCGCAGUCUGGGGCCUGUUCUUUAUCGGAGGGCUGAUGUCCUUCACUCUAUACCACUUGUACCCCUAUUUAUAAGGAAUUAUCAAGUAAAUAUACAAUUUAUGUUUGAAUCAAAGUCGCAAACAAAAAAACUUAACCUUCAAGAAGAAUCGAACAUUAAUAACAAAUCAAAAACAUCAAAAGUUACAGAGCAUUUAGUUUCAAGAAGGACAAUAUUAGAAACUGAAGGGAAAAUGACAAGAGAUUGGAUUGUAAUUGGUGUAUCGGGUGUGACAUGUGGCGGCAAGACAACAUUAGCUAAUAAGUUGCAAGAGAAAUUAGUACCAGUGUAUACAUUUCAUCAAGAUAAAUAUUUCUAUCCUGAUGACAGUCCAAAACACGUAAAAUGCGAAAAUUUAGAUCAUAACAACUACGAUAUACUGUCUUCGUUGGACAUGGGGCAGAUGUAUGAUGAUAUUGUUAAAACCAUGAACGGUGAAGUGAAGGCACACGGGUGUAGUAUUGAGGCAGAUAGGGGCAAGUUACAAGUGCACGGGAAAAAGUUUUUAGUUAUCGAGGGGUUCACUGUGUUGAAUUAUAAGCCUAUUAUGGAAUUGUGUAAUUUAAGAUACUACUUCGUGCUGGAGUACGGCGAGUGCUUCGCGCGGCGCGUGCUGCGCCUGUACGAGCCGCCCGACGUGCCCGGCUACUUCGACGAGUGCGUGUGGCCCGCGCACCUGCGGUACCGCGCCGAGAUUGAAAAAGAUGGCCGAGUGAAGUUAUUGGAUGCGACCAAACCGGACGCCCUCGAGGUUGUGGUGUCAGAUUUAAAAGAACUCGGCGCCACUGAACUACUGGGAUAAAUUAUACUGUUAUUUAUAUUUAAGAAUAUAUGUUUUACUACUUAAGUAU